UUCAGUUCGUGUAAAGCACAUGCGUUUAGCUCUUAGAUACAUAUUCUGGUCUCAAAGUGAAUAUUCGACAAAAAUUUGUUUUCUCUUUCAAAUAACAAUUAUAUUCAUCGAACCAGCAACAUUGCGUACAAAUUGUCCAAACGAUUCAAUUGUCGACAAUAUAAAUGAAAACUUCCCAGUUGGUUACAAUAUGUCAGCUGCAGCUGAUUCAUGUGUUCCUACAAAUCGAGGGUCAGAUACAAGUCUCUGCAUGCGGACAACUUUAUGCAACGAAUUUGGCUAUACGAGUGACAAACGGAUUUAGUCCAAACCAUCAUUGGCCGUGGCAUGCUGCCAUAUAUCAUCAAAUCGGCCAAUCUGCUCCCACUUAUAAGUGUGGAGGAACUCUGAUCAGUACAAAGUCAGUUCUGACUGCUGCUCAUUGUGUAUCGGUCAACAAUGCUCAGAUGGAUGUUGAGACAGUUACCGUUUGGUUGGGACGUCUUAAUCUAGCUAUUAAAGAGGACAGUGGUCAGUGGUUCGGGGUGUCCGAAAUCUUAGUUCAUCCCGACUAUAACUCAAUUGACUAUGUCAACGACAUCUCUAUUAUUACACUGUCGACUGACGCUACUUUCAAUGAUUAUGUUCAACCGAUUUGUUUAUGGAAGUCAGACAAAACCGACCUAUCGGAAGUUGUGGGCAAGAUGGGAACGGUAAUCGGCUGGGGACUUACACAAAAUGGAGCAUUGUCCACUACACUGCAAGAAGCUAAUUAUCCGGUGGUAGAUUUGCUCACGUGCAUUAAGAGCAACCCUUUAUUCUUUGGAAGCAUUUUAACAGAGAAAAGUUUCUGCGCCGGCAACCGAAACGGUUCGAUCAAACUGUAA
Bradysia coprophila is the source of this 866-nucleotide messenger RNA. RefSeq names its product transmembrane protease serine 9-like. Gene Ontology annotation, biological process: proteolysis. Gene Ontology annotation, molecular function: serine-type endopeptidase activity. Lineage: Eukaryota; Metazoa; Arthropoda; Insecta; Diptera; Sciaridae. The record is from RefSeq and is a predicted model, not a curated record.